GCAGAACCUCCUCCGCAACACAGAUUUCCAAGCUCCCGUUUCAAGGCGGAAGGAAGGAUUCAGAUGUUGGCAUCAUGCAUCUGAGAUAAAUACAGGAGCAUCUCCCGGUCUCGAACUGAAUUCGGAACAUCACAACCAACAUCUUCAGUUCACCACACUCUACCUCACACAACCACUACCACAAGCAAGACUCUCAAAGCUACUACAGCUUCAACACCACCAGCCCCACUUACACCCAUCUACAUCCAUCCAUCUACCACAUAUCAAAAUGUCUGCCACUCUCUCCAACCAGACCAUCGCCUUUCUUGGCGGCUCCGGUGGCUGCGGCCUCGCAUCUCUCAAGCUCGCCGUCGCCGCUGGCCACACUUGCAUCGCCCUCUGCCGCACGCCCUCCAAGGUCGAGGCCCUCUUCCCCAACCGCCCCGCCAACCUCCACAUCCGCCAGGGCAACGCCCACGACGCCGACUCCGUCGCCGCCUGCCUGACCCACCCGGCCGACCCCUCCCGCCUCGUCGACUCCAUCAGCUUCACCAUCGGCGGCCUGUUCAACCCCAAGAACUUCACCAUUGACGACCCGGACGUCUGCAAGAAGGGCAUCGCCACCCUGCUCGAGGCCCUCAACAAGCUCCGCCUCGCCGGCGCCCAGGGCAACCCGCUGCUCGCCGUCAUCAGCACCACCGGCAUCUCCAAGCACGCCCGCGACGUCCCGUUGGCCUUUCUCCCCUUCUACCACUACGGCCUCUCCGUGCCCCACGCCGACAAGAAGGUCAUGGAGGAGCGCCUGCUCGAGUCGCCCGAGCGGUGGGUCGCCGUCCGCCCCAGCUUCCUCGUCGACGGCGGCAAGCCCGACCGCAAGAUCCGCGUUGGCGUCGAGGAUCUCCAAAAAGGUGUCGAGAAGAAGGAGGUUGGCUACACCAUCUCCCGCGAGGAUGUCGGCCGCUGGAUGUAUGAGAACCUCCUGGCUGGUGAGAACCCUCAGUACAACGGCAAGGCUGUCUCCAUCACCUGGUAGCAGGUUUUCCUGGCUGCGAUACUUGUAACAUCAAUGAUACUCUGAUGACGGGACCUCUUAUACUUUGGGGGGUUGACUGAUUUGUGAGUGCCUUUUGCUUUAGCAUAUAAUGCAAUGGGAGACGGGAGCAAAGGGAAUUAUUUGAGCGAUAGAUUUCUUUUAUAGCAACACAAUUCUAGUUAGACUACCCAUGUGAAUAUCAGAUUGGAUUUAACCAUAUUCAUC
Messenger RNA from Ilyonectria robusta, 1237 nucleotides. RefSeq lists its product as uncharacterized. Bases 269 to 1012 code for a protein of 247 amino acids. NCBI's taxonomy places the organism in Eukaryota, Fungi, Ascomycota, Sordariomycetes, Hypocreales, Nectriaceae. The record is from RefSeq and is a predicted model, not a curated record. The transcript has a single exon.